Molecule: messenger RNA, 4151 nt
Organism: Eleginops maclovinus (Patagonian blennie)
Lineage: Eukaryota; Metazoa; Chordata; Actinopteri; Perciformes; Eleginopidae
Product: homeobox protein aristaless-like 4
Exons: 4
Coding region: 290-1393 (367 amino acids)
Biological process (GO): regulation of transcription by RNA polymerase II
Molecular function (GO): DNA-binding transcription activator activity, RNA polymerase II-specific; RNA polymerase II transcription regulatory region sequence-specific DNA binding
Source: RefSeq, a predicted model, not a curated record
GAUUCACUGUAGGCUACUGAGGCGGCAUCAGUUUGAGCAAGGCAUUUCUCUUUACCCCGACAAACCUUCAGGGGGCUUUUAGCAUUUGUUCAGUCUGCAGUCUCUGGAAAACAUCUGAUUCAUUUUUUUAACCAGUCCCAGAUGCGGCAGCGUGAGAGUGUGUGAGCAUGAGCGCGUCAGUGUGAGUUUGUCAGUGCAUGAGUAUUUGGGAAGAAUAUCUGCCGUCUAUAGAGAAGGGGAGGGAGAGAAGAACCGUGAGGAUUUUUAAAAAAUAUAUAACUUUUUAGGUAUGAACGCAGCGUGCGUCUCAUAUUGCGAUAUGACAUCGAUGGAUUCAUAUUAUAGCGCGUCCACUCCGCAGAGUAGGGAUCACCAGGCGAACCCGUUCAGGACUUUCCCGAGCUCUGAAACCAAAUACAGCCCAACGUUCAUUCCGGGGAAAGGACAGGCUUACGGAGAGAAGUCCCGCAGUCCUUUCCAGCCGGAGUGCCAGUCACUGGACGGCGCAGAGGAGGGCACCUUCAACAAAUACCAGCUCUUCCUGCAGAGACCGACCUGCAAAACUCCGCCCGAAGGAAACAAGUUGCACCCGGACAGCGGACACAACGGAAGCCUCGUACCCUGCUAUGGAAAAGACAACAGUGGCCUGACAGAUUCUGAUUUACCCCCGAACGUCGACCCUCCCGGGAUGGAGGGCAGCUACCUGAACCUGAAAGCACCAGGCGAGAAGGGGCUGAACGAGCGGCCGGGCUCUGACUUUUCCAGCCCUAUGGACAAAAGUGAGGCAGAAAGCAACAAAGGCAAGAAGAGACGCAAUCGCACCACAUUCACCAGCUACCAGCUGGAGGAGCUGGAGAAGGUUUUCCAGAAGACACACUACCCAGAUGUGUAUGCCCGCGAGCAGCUGGCACUGAGGACAGACCUGACGGAGGCUCGUGUGCAGGUGUGGUUUCAAAACCGCAGAGCCAAGUGGAGGAAGAGGGAGCGCUACGGUCAAAUGCAGCAGGUCCGGACUCACUUCUCUACUGCUUACGAGCUGCCUCUACUGACUCGGCCCGAAAACUACGCUCAGAUCCAAAACCCUUCGUGGAUCGGGAGCAGCAGUGGGGCAUCUCCAGUGCCGGGUUGCGUCGUGCCUUGUGACACCGUCCCGUCCUGCAUGCCGCCUCACCCUCACGGCCCCGGAAGCGUCUCUGACUUCCUGGGCGUGCCGAGUCCAGGCAGCAGCCACAUGGGACAGACGCAUAUGGGCAGCCUUUUUGGUGGUCCCGGGAUGAGUGGGGGAAUCAAUGGCUACGAUCUUAAUCUUGAUCCAGACCGCAAGUCUUCCAGCAUAGCUGCGCUGCGUAUGAAGGCCAAGGAACACAGUGCAGCCAUCUCUUGGGCUACAUGAUGUGUCAACCCAAGUCCACCCAGACCCCAUUGGCCUUCUUCUCUGGAGCAGCCAUCAGCGUGGGGGAGGAGGGAGUUUUCCUGAGAGCACUAAAAUGAUAACACAGGUCAAAUGAACAGGGGGGAGACUGUGGAGAUAACAGAGGCCAUUACAGCGGCCAACACAACCAAGAUAACAACUGUGACAGUCAGCAGAUGUGAAGUGAGAGUAAUCCUGAGGUGUGACGAAGAAGAUGUUACCGAGACUUUGUGUUCAUUCUUGACUCCUUGAUUUCUCAGGUCUCAUUGAAAUAUGGGGUUUAGUCCCUGAUAAACUGGCUAUCAUUCACGAUAGAUAUAUAGGUUUCAGUAGAAUAAGCAAUCUAAUAAAUAUGGUUUACAGGACUUGUUCAUAAAAAUACAAAAAUUCAGUGCCAAAGAAAGCCAUAAUGCAGUAUUUAAAAAUCACACAAGCUUGAUUUAAAACAUGUAGUCCUUUAUUUUAUACCACCCAUCCUGCCCCGCUCAUUUUGUUAGUUAUACUUUAUAAUUAUUUGUAGAAAUGAGUUCAAGUGCAUAGCUGAACUUUAGUUUUUAAAAGCCCUUCAAAAAGUCCAAGCUCAGACCAAAACUAAUAAGCUGAGAGUUUCUUUUCUGUGACUUGCCAUUGCAUCCAAAAAUUGGUUAAUAAGAAGCUUUAAAAGUUGUCUAAGGCUCCACUGGGUAGUUUAUUUGCCUGUAAAGAAGGACAGAGGUUGAAUGCAGUAAGUGAACAGAGACUAACUGAGUGAGAGCAGACAUGGCCUGUGCCAAUUUAUUCUAGGAGGAGGGCAGGCACUGGAUUGGCAGCAGUUUCAAACCAACGUGUCAUUUCCUCCCCAGGGCUGCCUCCACAGGUUCCCCUGCUAGGCUCAGGCCUCAGGUUACAGGAAACACCGUCUCCACUGGCAGACAAGGCACAGCAACGCACAGCAGCAGCCUUCAACACCAACUAGCUCAGCCAGCUUCAAUCAGCCACCAACAGAAUAGACACACUUAAUUAGCCUCAAAGUAAGCGGUAGUACAUCACAGUGAGGACACACUGCACACAAAGUUCAAAACGCUGUAACAAUCAAGUCAUGCUUAGACGAGGGCUCAGCAGAGAUGACUCUUGGAUUUGUGGCUCGCUCACAGAUUCGUCACAUGCCAGAGACUGCAGGUCUGCAUCAGCAGCGUUCUGCCAUGUUUAGGUAAUGUGAUGACUUUAGAACUGGGCUGCAGGAAUGUGUUGAAUAUGUCCCGUGAUUGCAUGGGUGUCUCUGUGCGUUACUCUGCAGGAAUAAGUUUGUGACCAGAGCUGGGUUGCAGGCUGAGGCUAGAGACGGGAUUCAUUAGUCUUUUGGCUGAUCUCUGUGUGACGCCCGCUUGGCUACAUAUCUGUUUCCGUUCCCCAGCAGCAUGAUGGCAAGAGAGUCUGUUUCUGCUCCUCAAAAGGUUGUUGAUCAUUUGUGCCCUUCUGCAUGAAAGUAGGAUUGCAUUUAAUGACUAUUAUUAGUAUAGAUUAAAUGUGUGUAUUUCCACCAUUGAUAGUUUGGUCUAUAAACUGCCAGAUAAACAGUGAAUAAUUACAUUUUAUCCAAGAGGGGACAUCUUCAAAUGUAUUGUUUUGUUGCACCAAUCCUCAAAAUAUGCUGUUUACCUUAAAAAAAUUUUUAAAAAGCAGCCGAAAUAAAAGGUUGGACAAGAGAAUUUGCGCAUUUUUGCUUGUAAGAUUAUUUAAAAUUAUUAUAAAUAUUGUUGUUUAUACAUUUUCCGUCUACCCUUUAUUGCAGCUCUACAGUUCCUCAUUUUUUUCAUAGGAAUAAUUCUGCUUUUUAAAUAACUUAUAUCAUCCAGUGUUAAAAUGAAUUGUUGUUGCCUUCAAUUCAAGUUGUUUUCUGUCAACAGUAAGUAAAUAAGGUCACAGAUAACAUGAUAGUUAUCAUAACAUGAGUGUUCAUGCAGUUAAUAUAAUUUCCAGAGAGGGUUUAUUAAAAGGAAAAGACAAAGGCCAUUAAAAAUAAACCUUUGUUUGAUGUGACGACUCAAAAUCAAAUACAAUAUCAGAGAGAUGUUUAAGAUAAAAACAGGAUGUGGUCAAAAUAAAUGAUUGCAUCACUACGUGUGGGUGACUGAAUUCCUACUUUGUGGAGUUGAGUUCGUCUCCUCGCUGGCUGGCCCUCAGCGCUCCACUCCUCUGCAGCUCCGUCCGUGUUGAUACUACUGAAAUAAAGCAAUUGAAAUCCAUAGUUAUAAUGUUGUGUGAAUGUGAACAAUAUAAAUGAUAUUGUUCUUUUGCGUGUACAUUUGUUUUGCUUAUUUGUCAAAUAAUGGACCUCCAGAGAUAAACCAUUGAAGUAUUACAGUAAUGUUGCCAAGAAAUGUAAAAAUAUGUUUUGUGUGUUAAUCUUAAGAGUUGCUCUGGACUUUUACCGAGGUUGAUAUAGCUUUCUAAUUUUCUUAUGGCUUUAAGUAGCUUUUUGUAUAUUAAUCAAGUAUUUCCACUUCUGAUUGUGACUUUAUAUAAUGUGCCAUUGCAAUAAGUUAUUGCACUUACAGUGUUUUUUCAUUUUUGACUUCUACUGAGACAGUUGUCCUAACAGUCAAGAGCUGUCUCUUAAACCCGUCCUUAUUUUUAGCACCAUGAACAGUUUCACUAACAUCUGUUCAAUGUGCCCGACGUGUGUCUGUACAGAAGUAACUUGCUGUUUCUGUUGAUUAUGGUUUUAAAUACAUUUUCAAAUAAAUGAAUCCCCAAUGUU